This is a messenger RNA of Aspergillus wentii DTO 134E9, 1331 nucleotides long. RefSeq lists its product as uncharacterized. The record is from RefSeq and is a predicted model, not a curated record. The transcript has 2 exons. Lineage: Eukaryota; Fungi; Ascomycota; Eurotiomycetes; Eurotiales; Aspergillaceae. The coding region runs from base 385 to 1173 and encodes 262 amino acids.
UUGCGGCGCGGCCUGCUCCAGGGGCACAGGGGUACAAAAUCUCCCCAUACACCGACGGUGAAGUUGGAACGGAUGGCGAUCGGCCUGACAAGGAUAGUCAUCCUGGAAAAGAUGGCGGUCGGCCUGGUAAGGAUGGUAGCCGGCCGGGCAAAGAUGGUGGACGGCCAGGUGGAGAUGAUGAUAGUGAUGGCAAUGAUGGCCUCGAUGGUGAUGGUGAUGGUGACAGAAGCUGUCCCACAGAGACCAUUACGAUAAACACUGGACAACCUGAUGUCACGAGCACCAUCACCAUCAUUUCCACCAUCACCGAGGAAGUGGAUGAACUAGCCACGAUCAUUACUAUCACGACCUCUGGUCCUACAAACACUCUGGCUAUCACCGAGGAUGUCGCAGAGACCACGACCCUCACCGAGACCAUCCUCACCCCAGGCCCUGCAGUCACGGACACAGUCACCAGCACGGUUACCGACGAAGGCCCCAACGACCACUGAGGUUGUGACCACUCCAGGUCCGACUAUCACAAGCACCCUGACCACGACCACCGGAGCAGAUACGGUCACUCUCCCAGGCGUAACAACCACCGAGACUGAGAUAGACACCGAAACAAUCAUCGAUACCUUGACCAUCAGUGAUACCACGACUAUCAGUGAUACCACGACUAUCAGUGAUACCACGACUAUCAGUGAUACCACGACUAUCACAGACGCGACAACCUUGACUGAUGCCCUUACAGUCACUGAUAUCCAAACCAGCAUCAACACCACAACAAUCACCGCCACUGAAACCGAAACCGUGACCACAACCACCACUGCCGAUAACUGUGACAACACUGGAGGCUCCGGUGGGUCCGACUAUGGUACUUGCUCUGGCCCUCCGAUUAGAUGGGAGUACGCCCUCGAUUGCCGAACAGAGUACUCGUGGUAUGACAACAACCAGGAUGACUUCCCCCAUGGCUCCUCUACUACCAUUGAUACUCUGACCGACUUCAUCUGUAACCGCCUUAUCAGCCUUUGCAACGCGCCCCAAGCCACAAUUGACCAGUGCUACGCUUCCACCACCGAGGUCUCCAACAGUGACUUGACUGGAGAGGAUCUAUCUAACCUUUGGAACUCUCUCAUGACUGAUCUCGUCAAAUCUUGUAUGAGUUUUGAUUGUGUAUUCAUGGAAUAUUAAGGGCAAAUGGCGUAUGGGUAACGGAGGAUAACUUAUUUUACUAUAAUAAUACUUAAUGAUUGACUCGUUUUCAUGACGUAUUCCGUUGGCUCAUACACUCUCCCAUGAUCGAUUUUCCCGGUUUAAGCGUAGCCAAAACAACAAGACAAAGGACAUUC